Myxocyprinus asiaticus (Chinese sucker) is the source of this 9784-nucleotide messenger RNA. Its product is annotated as voltage-dependent R-type calcium channel subunit alpha-1E-like. Gene Ontology annotation, biological process: chemical synaptic transmission; calcium ion import across plasma membrane. The record is from RefSeq and is a predicted model, not a curated record. The coding region runs from base 7 to 7002 and encodes 2331 amino acids. Gene Ontology annotation, cellular component: voltage-gated calcium channel complex; neuronal cell body; membrane. Gene Ontology annotation, molecular function: high voltage-gated calcium channel activity. The transcript has 48 exons. NCBI's taxonomy places the organism in Eukaryota, Metazoa, Chordata, Actinopteri, Cypriniformes, Catostomidae.
CCCAACAUGCACGUCAGCCCAAAUAUCAUUAAACGCCGCAGGGGGGGACUCAUCGAACAACGGGACAUCAUUAAAGCACACCAGGCACACAAGAUUCAGAGCACCCCACAGGCUCGACGCAAGGAAUGGGAAAUGGCUCGGUUCGGAGACGAUGUUCCCGGUCUGUUGGGAGCCGGGGAUGGGGGGUCGGAGCGCAGUCGGAACCGAGAGGCUCCGGCGGUAUCCACAGGUGGUAUUUCACCAGCUUUCAAACAAACCAAAGCGCAGCGAGCCCGAACCAUGGCCCUGUACAACCCAAUCCCAGUCCGACAGAACUGCUUAACCGUCAACAGAUCGCUCUUCAUUUUCGGGGAGGACAACAUCGUUAGGAAGUAUGCAAAGAAGAUAACAGAGUGGCCUCCGUUUGAGUACAUGAUCCUGGCCACCAUUAUCGCCAACUGCAUCGUCCUGGCCCUGGAGCAACACCUGCCUGGAGAGGACAAGACGCCCAUGUCAAAGAGACUUGAAAAAACAGAGCCCUACUUCAUAGGAAUGUUUUGCUUUGAGGCUGGAAUAAAAAUCAUUGCCUUGGGAUUUGUUUUCCACAAGGGCUCGUACUUGAGAAACGGCUGGAAUGUCAUGGACUUCAUUGUCGUCCUGAGCGGGAUUCUGGCUACAGCAGGAGCCCACAUGAAUAUUUCAUUAGACCUGCGCACACUGAGAGCUGUGAGAGUACUACGGCCCCUCAAACUGGUUUCAGGAAUUCCUAGUCUACAAAUAGUUCUUAAAUCUAUAAUGAAGGCGAUGGUGCCACUGCUACAGAUUGGUCUGCUGCUGUUUUUUGCCAUUCUCAUGUUUGCCAUCAUUGGACUGGAGUUCUACAGUGGGAAACUCCACAGCCACUGUGAAGCUGAACGUAACAUCAGUGACAAUGAGACAGUGGACUCAUCUGAUUCUGAAUACCCGUGUGGGGUCAGAAAGUGUCCAAAUAAAUAUAAAUGCUCUGACAACUGGACCGGACCCAACGAUGGCAUCACCCAGUUUGAUAACAUCCUGUUUUCUGUACUUACCGUCUUCCAGUGCAUCACCAUGGAAGGCUGGACAACAGUACUCUAUAACACCAACGAUGCCUUAGGCCCUACAUGGAAUUGGCUCUACUUCAUCCCUCUAAUAAUAAUUGGCUCUUUCUUUGUGUUGAAUCUGGUAUUAGGAGUCCUGUCAGGGGAGUUUGCUAAAGAGAGAGAGCGAGUUGAAAACCGAAGAGCCUUCAUGAAACUCAGGAGACAGCAGCAGAUCGAGAGGGAGCUGAAUGGGUAUCGGGCCUGGAUCGACCGUGCAGAGGAGGUUAUGCUUGCCGAGGAGAGCAAGAAUUCUGGACCGUCUGCAUUAGAUGUGCUGAAAAGGGCCACCACCAUAAAAAGAAGAGGGGUAGAUGAUGGCCGGAAAGCUCCAGAGGAGCAGUAUGCAGACAUCUCAUCUAUAGGGAUGCCUUUGAACAGAGCCAGCAUACGCAGCACUAAAAGAGGACCAACUUCCUAUUUCCGUCGGAAGGAACGCAUGCUGCGUAUCUCCGUUCGCCGUAUGGUGAAGACUCACACCUUCUACUGGAUUGUUCUGAGUCUGGUGGCCCUCAACACUCUCUGUGUAGCCAUCGUACAUCACAAACAGCCUCCAUGGCUGUCUAGCCUCCUCUACUAUGCAGAGUUUCUGUUUCUGGGCUUGUUUCUCACUGAGAUGUUUCUGAAGAUGUAUGGACUGGGGCCCAGACUCUAUUUCCACUCCUCUUUCAACUGCUUCGAUUGUGGGGUGAUAGUGGGCAGCAUAUUUGAGGUGCUCUGGGGGUUCUUUAGACCAGGCACAUCUUUUGGGAUCAGUGUUCUGCGUGCCUUGCGGUUGUUGAGAAUCUUCAAGAUCACCAAGUACUGGGCGUCCCUGAGGAACUUGGUUGUGUCCCUCAUGAACUCCAUGAAGUCCAUUAUCAGUUUGCUCUUCUUGCUUUUCCUCUUCAUUGUGGUCUUUGCCCUUCUGGGCAUGCAGCUCUUUGGUGGAAGGUUUAUUUUUGAAGACUACACACCCACUAAUUUUGACACUUUUCCAGCAGCUAUCAUGACAGUGUUUCAAAUUCUCACUGGUGAGGACUGGAAUGAAGUCAUGUACAAUGGCAUACGGUCUCAAGGUGGUGUUAAGUCAGGGAUGUGGUCGUCUGUCUACUUCAUUGUCCUGACUCUGUUUGGAAAUUAUACACUUCUCAAUGUCUUCUUAGCUAUCGCUGUCGACAACUUGGCCAAUGCCCAGGAGCUUACAAAGGACGAAGAGGAGGAAGAGGCUGCAUUCAAUCAGAAACAUGCUCUGCAGAAAGCCAAAGGGGUUGGGCCCAUGUCCUCGUUUAUGUCCUCAGAGAGGAGGAGGAGGCCCUACCUGUAUAGGAAGCGUGCAAUUCACCGGAGCCGCGCGGCCUACUCCUUUGAAGAUUCUGAGAGCCUCGCUGAUGCUCCUCCACUCAAUGCUUCUAACUCUUUCAUGUCCAGGAGAGAGAGGAGGAGAAGGUUGACCAUGUCAGUCUGGGAGCAGAGGACCAGCCAGCUGCGGCGACACAGGCAGAUGUCCAGCCGCGAGAUCCUUUUCAGCAGCCCGAGCGAGGAGCACGAUGGACCACCCGGCUGCCACCACCGGAAGCCUGGGAUUUCCCCGUCUGACAGCAAGCGUGGAGCCAUUGAGACCACAACAACCACCACCAUGCUGGAGGCCACCUUAGAGCCUCCCAUGCCUAUGGACAUGCCCAUGGAUGAACAAGCUUUGUCCAUCCCUAUUCCGGAACCGCCUUUGGCUAUUCCAAUACCGGAGCCUCCCAUGCCUGUGGACAUAUCCCUCCCUGAGCCUCCAGUAACGCUAAAUCUACCCCUAACAGAGCCGUCUGAAUCAAAAACCUCAACAGAGGACACCAAUAACCAUUGCCCCAGACUGAAGGGGAAUAGGCGACAGCGAGCGGUGCGCAAGUACAGGCCUCCUGCGAUGGGGGACACGCUGACCCCUGAUAUGGGGCCCAGGCCCAGGCGGCCACGCCACCACGAUCCACAACUAGACACUAGGGGAAAGGAAGCACAACAAGGAGAUGGUGGUGUUGACAGCCGAGAACAGAGGCUCGGGAAUGAGGGAGAAGAGAAGGAGUCAAAGAAUGAUGGAGAGAUCAGUUCAGACAACAGAGUGAUUGAUCAUAGGCAGAACAAACCAGACUGCUCUGAAUCCUCAGAGCCUAAACCACCCGUCAAUUCCCCCCCCAAAAUCCAGCCCCAGGACUCAGAACCUGCAACACUACAUCUCACUGACAACACACUCCAGAAGUCCCCACAGGCCACUAAGAGUGCCGGUGAGACAGAAAAUAACAACCAUGGAUCCUUGAACCAGGAUAAGUCCUCCCUCAACACCAGCAUCGUCAUAGAAGUGACAGACACUCAGCCAUCCAUGGAGUUGACCUCGAUAACGGGUAAUAGCAAAGAUGUGGAGGCCUCAAAGUCAGAGAAAGAAGAAGAGGAAACCCCAAAUGCACCCAAAGGCCCUCCACCUGUCAGCAUGUUAAUUUUCAAACCCAACAACCCGGUCCGCAGGGUCUGUCACUACAUUGUCAAUCUUCGCUAUUUCGAAAUGUCAAUCCUUCUUGUGAUUGCUGCCAGCAGCAUUGCCUUGGCUGCCGAAGACCCCGUCAACACAAAUUCAGAAAGGAACAAAGUGCUCCGCUAUUUCGAUUAUGUAUUCACUGGCGUCUUCACAUUUGAAAUGAUAAUCAAGAUGAUUGAACAGGGUUUGAUUUUGCACGACGGCUCCUAUUUCCGUGACCUGUGGAACAUUUUGGACUUCAUAGUUGUGGUGGGAGCUCUGGUGGCCUUUGCUCUUACGAAUGUGAUGGGGAGUAACACAGGACGAGACAUAAAAACCAUAAAAUCACUGCGUGUGCUUAGAGUGCUGCGUCCUCUUAAAACUAUUAAAAGACUUCCCAAACUCAAGGCAGUGUUUGACUGUGUGGUCACAUCACUGAAGAAUGUCUUCAACAUCCUCAUUGUCUACAAGCUCUUUAUGUUCAUAUUUGCCGUCAUCGCUGUGCAGCUUUUCAAAGGGAAAUUUUACUACUGUACUGACAGUUCCAAGGACACAGAGGAAGAGUGCAAGGGCUACUACAUUGACUAUGACAAAGACAAGAAAAAAGAGAAGCGAGACUGGAAGAGACGUGAUUUCCACUAUGAUAAUGUCAUCUGGGCCUUGCUCACUCUCUUCACUGUUUCUACUGGGGAGGGCUGGCCGCAAGUUCUGCAGCACUCUGUUGAUGUGACCGAGGAGGACCGGGGUCCCAGCCAGGGCAACAGGAUGGAGAUGUCCAUCUUCUAUGUGAUUUAUUUCGUUGUGUUCCCCUUUUUCUUUGUAAAUAUAUUUGUGGCUCUCAUCAUCAUCACCUUUCAAGAGCAGGGCGAUAAAAUGAUGGAGGAGUGCAGUCUGGAGAAAAACGAGAGGGCUUGUAUCGACUUUGCCAUCAGUGCCAAGCCUCUGACACGCUACAUGCCACAGAACAGACAGACCUUACAGUACCGGCUGUGGCACUUUGUGGUGUCGCCCUCCUUUGAGUACACUGUGCUUACGAUGAUUGCUCUCAACACCAUCGUGCUCAUGAUGAAACACCAUGAUCCUCGUCCUGAAGGCUAUGAAGAUGUGUUGAAACACCUCAACACUGCGUUCACAGUGAUUUUCUCUGUGGAAUGUGUCCUCAAAAUCCUGGCAUUUGGUUUUUUGAAUUAUUUCAGAGACACAUGGAAUAUAUUUGACUUCAUUACAGUUCUUGGAAGUAUCACUGAAAUUGUGGUUGACCAAUUAUCUAAGGCUGGAACUAUUAAUAUGAGCUUCCUAAAGUUAUUCCGUGCAGCUCGGCUGAUUAAACUUCUGCGUCAGGGCUACACCAUUCGUAUUCUGCUCUGGACUUUUGUUCAGUCAUUCAAGGCUCUUCCUUAUGUCUGCCUGCUCAUCGCUAUGCUGUUUUUCAUCUAUGCUAUCAUUGGCAUGCAGGUUUUUGGCAACAUCAAGGUAAAUGAAAAAAGCCAAAUCAACCGACACAAUAACUUCAGGACAUUCUUUGGUGCCCUCAUGUUGUUGUUCAGGAGUGCAACAGGUGAGUCAUGGCAGGACAUCAUGUUGUCAUGUUUAGGAGAGAAAGAGUGUGAAACCGACAUGUCUCUCCACAAUUCAACAAAAAAGGAAAUAAGAAAAGAAUGCGGGACCGACUUUGCAUACUUCUACUUUGUCUCCUUCAUCUUCUUCAGUUCCUUUUUGAUGCUCAAUCUGUUUGUGGCUGUGAUCAUGGAUAAUUUUGAGUACCUGACACGAGACUCAUCCAUUCUGGGUCCACAUCACUUGGAUGAGUUUGUACGGAUCUGGGGAGAGUAUGAUCGUGCUGCAUGUGGAAAACUACACUAUAAGGAGAUGUACAAAGUUGUACGCACAAUAUCACCUCCUCUGGGCUUUGGAAAGAAUUGCCCCUACAGGGUGGCGUGCAAGCGGUUAGUGCUGAUGAACAUGCCAGUGGAUGACGACAUGUCAGUUCACUUCACCUCCACUCUUAUGGCCCUGAUACGCACUGCACUGGAUAUUAAAAUUGCUCAAGGGGGUGAGGACAGAGGUCAGAUGGACAUAGAGUUACAAAAGGAAAUUAGUGUCAUCUGGCCACACCUCUCCCAUAAGUCUCUUGACCUGCUUGUACCCAUCCACAAAGCCAGUGACAUGACCAUUGGGAAGAUCUAUGCAGCCAUGAUGAUCAUGGACUACUACAAGCAGAACAAAGCAAAGAAGCUCCGCCAGCAGAUUGAGGAACAGAAACAUGCUCCGAUGUUCCAACGCAUGGAUGCAUCCUCACUGCCACAGGACAUUCUAUGCAGUGCCAAGGCUCUGCCAUUCCUGACACACAGUGCAGGAUCUGCCCUCACCAGAGGUGGGUUUUUGGCACUGAGUCCCAUCUCCCCCCAAGAUCUUUUCAUGCAACCCAUGGCCCAAGAGUCCAUGGAAAACAGGGAGGAAUACCAACACCAUUAUCACCUCCAGAGCAUGGUGCCAGAGCACAAAGAAUUUAGCAGUGAGCUGUGCCCCACUAGCUUGCAGGCCGAUCCUCUGCUGGUGCCAGGGAGAGGCGUCUCUAUCCGAGCCUCAUCCAUGCCUCGGUUGGCAGUAGAGUCACAGGUGUCUUCAGAGAACAAACUGAUGAAGCGCUCGUUCUCCACAAUUGGUGAUCAGUGUGUCAAUGGUGAUUGGCAGGAGGAGUUUUCUCUGGAGAGGGUGAGCCCUGAUCGACUAGAGAGACCGAGGCAAAGAAGCUUCAGAGCUAUCAGGUCAAACCUGCGGGAGCCAGUGGACAAGGAGAGGGGACGAUCUAAAGAGCGAAGACACCUGCUGUCUCCAGAUGUGUCUCGCUGUAACUCAGAAGAGAGGAGCCAGUCACAAGAAAGACGCCACUCUAGAUCGCCCAGUGAGGGCAGGAAGCACACAACACUCAGACAGGGAAAUAAUUCAUGCAGUCCUGGUCCCUCUACCUCUGAUUCAGGCACACCUCGAGGGCGUCGUCAGCUCCCACAAACGCCCUUGCGCCCUCGACCCCACAUCUCCUACUCUCCUUUGGUGUGCCGUGCAAAUCCAGCAGCGGGAGUGGGCCGUGCACGGGCCCUGCCCACAGAGGAGGGGGAGGAGCCUACUGGAACCGGUCCAGGCACCGCCGUCGCCCACUCCACCCCCCACCGUUACAUUUCGGAGCCAUACCUCUCACUGCAAGAGGACGUUAACAGUCCGGACUCUAGUGGAUUGGAGGAGACUCUUACUUUUGAGGCUGCCAUAGCAACCAGCUUGGGCCGCUCCAACACGAUCAGCUCUGCCCCUCAACUACGUCACUCUUGGCAGGUGCCAAAUGGACAUUUCCGUAAACGACUAGCAGAAGCCACAGCGGGAACGUCAGGCUGCGAGCUUCUAAGUGACACUGAUGAGGAUGACCGUUGUUAGGAGUGUCUGAGUCUGAGACUGGAAGAUUCCAUGAUAAAAUUUGAGCCGACACAGUGGCAUCCUGGAUUGAUGACUCUGAUCUUGAACUCUGUGCCUCAGUCUAAAGAAAAAAUAUGCCUGUUUGUUUUUUAGUUUUUGUGUGUGUUUGUGAAUGUGGAGUCUGAGUAGAGAUGUUGAAGCAUCUCUGAAGAAACGUACUGAAGAAUGGAGAAAGAUCUGAACAUCACAACCUGCUUUGGGUAAAAGAAUAGGUGACUUUGCCAAACGUGCUGAAAUGAUCAACAGUCGUAGCUUGCAUGAGCUCGUUGAGGUUGAAGAUCAGGUAUAUGCCCUCACACUUUCUCUGGACCCAUCCCCACAGAUGAGGAGAAGACACAAUUUAAUACAGAUUAAUCCAAAUCUGACAGCAUGCUCAUCAUCAGGAACUGGGCCGCUCCCAAACACAUUCAGGCUUCCAAACCUGCCUCAAGAUAUUGAGACGUUCUGUAUAAUACAGAUAAGCGUGUUUAAACAGUGUUUACAAAGUUCUUUCCUUCUGAGCUGAUAAGGCAGCUGAAAAAUAGCAGCAUACACUUAGAUAUGUGUGUGUGUGUGAAUGCCACCUCUUUGACAGGCAGAUGUUUUGAUUUUCAGAGGCCAAUGGGAAGGUUCAUGGGGGGGGGUGUGCUCUUUGGCAUCUUGAACAUUCUGCUACCCGUGUGGUUGGUUCUCUUACAUUUAGGAGGUGUGCACACACACACACACACAUAUUCUCCAGUACACACUUUCAGAAUGCAAGUAGUGAAUUUCAAUCUGUCACUGACGAGAGGUAAAUACCCCUUUAACUACAUAUCUUAAUAACAUGCAGGUAACAGGGACUUAAAAGGAAAUAAGGCCUGAUAAAUUGUGUAUUCUGAAUAGUGCAUGAAGUUUAAUGCAAAUGGCACCAGGUGACGUCCUGGCCUUUAACAAUAGAGUCUAAACGGAUGACUCAUGUACCAUAUGUAAACAUUUCAAAUCCAUCUUAUGAAGUCUCCAAGCCAUUUUUGUAAAUAAGAAUUGUCUUAACGAUGUUAUCUUUUGUGAAACAAAGACUAAUCUCUUUCAAUUCCAUCUCAUUCUUAUUUAGCAGAUUUUUUCUUGGCCCUUAGAAAAUCUGAAGUACUUGGGCAGGUUUCUUCUCUCCUUUGGUGAAUCUCACAAAGCCUAUCUGGGUUAAAUCAAGAGAAAAAUAAGAAAUUGUAUUUUCUGCAUAAAGUAAAUGCUUCAUGCUAAAUAUAUUUUCUUAUUUUUUCCGGGUGAAAUAUGACCACAACAUGUUUUUGUGAGUUUCACGCUUGUAGCUCCAUUACUAGACUGGGAAAGCAAUUUCAAUUAAUGUUUUGUUGCCUUUGGGUUCAUUUGUAAUGUUUACUGUGAAUUUCCAUUCCUAGUUUGACUUAGAAACUGAAUGAGUUCUGUAGUCUAAAUCAGUGAGAAGCAUUGCCUCCAUCAAGUGCUUGACCUAGAAAUGCUGCAAUUAACUAAGGUUCUGUGAUUCUCACGAAACCAUUCAAGCAAAAUGUUCGGAACCUAUUUUACUCCAAAAUCAAAAGGAACAAAAACUACAUGUUUUUUAGGUCAUAGACCCUUUUCACACCUCCGUGUUUUGGAACUCGGAAGUAAAUUAUUACAACUCGAAGGCAGUGAAUGGGAGACCACACUAUUUGCUCCAACAUAAAAAAAGCCACUUAUGUUUCCAAAUGAAGAAAAAAAAUAGAGAGUGAUGGAUUACAUCAGAAGAAGAUGACAAAUUAACUGUCACUCUUUCAGCAGCUGUGUUAGAAACAUCAUUGCAUCUGUAUUAACUCAUUUUUUAAAACUAAUUCCAGGGUAAUAUAGUACAAAUGUUACAAAUUUAUACUAAUUAGCUGAAAAAUUGCAAAUACAAAAGAGUUUGCUAGAUUUACGCUGCUAAAUAAGACGUAUCAUCACAGUCUGUGAAAAGGGUCAAUGGAGAUUCGUUUACAUUGAGACAUUAAUUUCAUGACAGUUACGCAUAUUUUACCCCCCAGUUCUCAUUACUGCAAUGUGGAAAAAAAAAUUUUAUUAUUUAAUUGUAAAGUAUUUGUACAUCAUAGUAGUAGUCACUUGGUCCUGCCUUUCAUUGCUGAUUUUAGUAAUAAUAAAAAAGAUCAUACUGUAUACUGAGUCUGUCAUUUCAUAUUUUUGUAUUGAUUUGGGGUUAAAUAUGACUAAGACAUUUUCUUGACAGGUUUUCAUGAGAAUCACCCGGUUUUUAAUUAAUGUUUUUGCGGAAAUUCUAAAUGUACGUUUAGCCUGAAUGUGGGUGACCUGGUUUUUAAAGGUAGCUGUGGGAAACUGGCAUAAUGUAAUGCAUAAUAUUAGUCAAUAGAGAAUUGUAACGGAAGUAUGGAAUGUAGUUCAUAUACAGUAAAUGCCAAAUUUAUUGUUCAUCCAACAUGCCAUCUCAAAACCAGCCUCCUCUCUGGAUUCCCCCCCCCCCCCCCGCCCCCCCAAAAAAAAGAACAAAAAAAAAAGAAAUAAGAAAAUUACAUUCCAUUUUUUAUUAAAACAUAUUUGAAGUCUUACUCUUUGGUUAGAUUCUGUAUAUCCAGCAUCUUAAAAAAGCAUUUCAAGAUCAGUUGCCCCCUCAAGAGAAUUUCUGUAUCAUGUAUUGUGUUGUAAUUUGUUUUCUUGACAUGUUCCUAAACGUGAAUAGAGAUUAUUUGGUACUUGUUCUUGACAACCUGCUGGAGGUCACUGCCUUGUGAAUUAUGUGAAAUAAAAGAUUCCUGUUGCA